Ipomoea nil (Japanese morning glory) is the source of this 2710-nucleotide messenger RNA. RefSeq names its product two-component response regulator-like APRR5. Gene Ontology annotation, molecular function: protein binding. The record is from RefSeq and is a predicted model, not a curated record. NCBI's taxonomy places the organism in Eukaryota, Viridiplantae, Streptophyta, Magnoliopsida, Solanales, Convolvulaceae. The transcript has 8 exons. Bases 349 to 2277 code for a protein of 642 amino acids. Gene Ontology annotation, biological process: cytokinin-activated signaling pathway; phosphorelay signal transduction system.
GACUUUUGCUUUUUAGAUCGGAAGGCAAGAGGAGCUGACGUGGCCAAUCGGGGCCGUACACAUGAGCCUGGCAGAUAUUUUGUGCCAUAUCUUUCUGUAAUAAUUACGAUUUCCCAAAGCGUGAUCGGUAGCCAUUGGAUGGGAGGCGGUUAAAGGGAGACUUUGAUUUUCCACCGUCGGAUUACUGCACCACCAAAAUGCGGAGAUAUUUUUUUAGUUUUUAGGGAAGAAAAUGGUGCUUUGUACGCUUGAGUCUAGACAGACAGCAUAGUCUUUCGAUUAUCUUUCGAUUCUUCUGAGAACCCAUUAUAGAGAAAGUACUAGGUUUGGGUUUUCCGGUUGAGGAAAAUGGGCGAAGUAGUGGUGAGCGGCGAGGGCGGCGCCGCCGCAAUGGAGCUGGAAGUUCUAGAAACAGAGGAGGUGGAAGUGGCGGAGGUUGGGCAGAGGAAGGCUGAGGAAAGAGAUGGGUUGGUGAGGUGGGAGAGAUUCUUGCCGAAGAUGGUGCUCAGAGUGUUGUUGGUGGAAUCUGAUGAUUCUACCAGGCAGAUUAUUGCCGCUCUUCUCAGAAAAUGCAACUAUAGAGUUGCUGCAGUUCCUGAUGGUUUAAAGGCAUGGGAGGUGCUAAAAGGGCGGCCAAGAAAUGUAGACCUCAUAUUGACAGAAGUUGAUCUGCCAUCGAUCUCUGGAUAUGCUCUUCUUACCCUAAUUAUGGAGCAUGAAAUCUGCAAAAACAUUCCUGUUAUAAUGAUGUCUGCAUACGAUUCGGUUAGCACAGUCUACAGAUGCAUGUUGAGAGGCGCAGCAGAUUUUCUUGUCAAGCCCGUAAGGAAAAACGAGCUCAGGAACUUGUGGCAGCAUGUAUGGAGGAGACAAGCUACAAGCAAAAGCGGGCAAGGACCUGGGGAUGAGAGCGUUGCGCAAUUGAAGGUUGAAGCCACAGCUGAAAACAAUGAUUUUAGUAAUCAUUCGAGUGGGUAUAAGGCUUGUAUUGAAAGGAACAGAGAAUGCAUUGAAAAAGGAAGUGAUGCUCAGAGUUCUUGUACUAAGCCAGAGAUGGAGACUGGAGAAGAAAACACGAAACAUAUCCAGGAAUUUGGACAGCCGGAUUGGAACAAACCUCGUCCAGUUGAUGCAGAUAUGCAGAAGGAAGAGCAACAUCGCAAUCCCAGUGAUCAAGUGGAAGGCACAUCUAAUGACAAUUGCUGUCAUCUUCAAGUGAUUGGUCAAGCUUCGGGUGAAGAUCCUGCGACCAUGAAUUCUUCUAAACGCGCCAUUGAUUUGAUUGGGACCUUUGAUAAUCACGGAAUAUGCACUUAUGUUUCUGGUUCGAAUAUUAGUCCAAACAACAAGGUCGAUUCUCCACCGCCACUCGAGCUUUCCUUGACAAGGUAUCCUAGUGGCUCUGUCAACCAAUUUCCAGAUGAGAAGCACAAGUUAAACCAUUCAGAUGCAUCAGCCUUUACUCGGUAUGUGAGCAAGGGGGUGCAGCCACAGCCCCAGCCCCGAGACUUGAUAUCCCCGAACACUCGUAAUGAACACAAAGAAAGCGAAACUGACUCUGAUAAGCGCUUGUCUGUUCACAAUUCUGAUCCAACAGCAAGCUCUCACAGACUUGUUCCACCGACAAAUUUUGAAUCUGGGCAGGCUGAAACUCGACUUCCAUCCCCCGGGCAGAGAGUAUUGAGUGCCCCGAUUCCAGUAAGAGGUGUGAGGUUUGAGGGGCUAAGUAAUGCCUACACCUUCAUGACAUCUCCAAUGCAGAGUCCUGGAUCAGCUGGCCAUCAGAAUUCUCCGCGCCAGGCAAACACAUUUCAUCGCUUGAAUCAUCAAACUAUAAAUUCUCAGCAGUGUCACAGGGUAAUUGAGCAGAAUGUCAAUACUGUCUCCACUCAGACCGAGUACAGACAAGGUUAUCAGUCAGAACCUGACCGGGGACAUUUUUCUUCUGCUACUGAUCAAAGCGCAAAUAGCAGCCUGUGCAAUGGUGUUGUCAACUGCCAUUACAAUGGUGGUGGGAGCAAUGGCAGAAUCCCGGUUACAAUGAUCAAAUCUACAGCAGAGUAUAGGAACGACGAAGCUUCUGCUGUUCAAGAUGCAAACUCUCAGAGGUCACAAAGAGAAGCUGCACUCAACAAAUUUCGCUUGAAGAGGAAAGACAGAUGUUAUGAGAAAAAGGUAAGAUACGAAAGCAGGAAAAAACUUGCAGAGCAACGUCCACGAGUGAAGGGACAAUUUGUUCGUCAAUUGCCAAGUGAACCACCACCAGGAGACACAUAAGCCGGUUAGCAAUACAAAUCAUCAGCACAGCUUGUUUCAAUGAAGGAGAGAACAGACCAUAUAAUAAGGCAGUCCAGCUCUUGAAACUCCCGUCAUGCCAGGUCCGGGGAAAGGGCAGUUACCAGUUACCAGUUACCACCCUCGAUGUUAUAUAACAACAGCAUGUACUUGCUUGGAGUUGCCAGAAUAUUGUAUAUUUGUUUUGCAAGGGUUCCCAUGUCAGUAUAGGUUUGCUGUAUAGACGAGCUUUCGGAUUGACACAUAGGCUAGCCUCUAGUUAGAAUAUGGAUAUUGUCGUUGGAGUUGUUCUUUCAUUCGUUGCUAACUUGACUACUGCAUGUAACUCUAAUCCGAUGAUGUAUCAUACUGAAACCUUAUAGAUCAGCACUUGUUAGCCAGAAUUUGAACAGUUAUAUUUGUUUUUCAAAAUAAA